This is a messenger RNA of Myotis daubentonii (Daubenton's bat), 913 nucleotides long. Its product is annotated as ral-GDS-related protein-like. The record is from RefSeq and is a predicted model, not a curated record. Gene Ontology annotation, cellular component: plasma membrane. Gene Ontology annotation, biological process: Ras protein signal transduction. Gene Ontology annotation, molecular function: guanyl-nucleotide exchange factor activity. Lineage: Eukaryota; Metazoa; Chordata; Mammalia; Chiroptera; Vespertilionidae.
AUGGUGCUUGUGGAUAUAGUGGUGGUGGUGGUGAAGGUAGUGGUAGAAGUGAUGGUGGUGACAAAGGUGGUGGUUAUGGUGGUGGUGCUGGUGCUGGUAGUGGUGGUGGUGAUGAAAGUGGUCAUGUUGAUGGUGGUAAUGGUGGAGCUGUUCAGGAAGGUACUGCCCCACCAGUGCCUGGACUCCGUCUGGUCCCAGAGGAGGAAGCCUGGCAAGGAGCACGUGGCCUCCACUGUCAGUGCCACCCUCAGACAAUUCAACCACAUGGCCACCUGUGUGAUCACCACCUGCCUUGGGGACCCAAGCAUGAUGGCCCAGGACAGGGCCAAAGUGGUGGAGCACUGGAUUAAGGUGGCCAAGGAGUGCAGAAGCCUAAGGAACUUCUCCUCCCUGCACACCAUCCUCGCUGCUCUGCAGAGCGUGGCUGUCCAUCGUUUGAAGAAAACAUGGGGGAAGGUUUCCAGGAAGCGGGCACUGACUAUGAAACAACUCUGCAUGAAGGACAACAUACUGAGCAGGGAACAGUUCAUCAAGCCUUCCAGGUAUGCCACUCUGAUGUCCCAUGUCCCUGGAUCCAAGCUCAGGCUGCCCAAGAAGUGUGUUCCCUUCCUGGGAGAAUACCUUAAAGAUCUGAAGGUGAUGGACAGCAUAAUGGAGGAUGAUCAGGAGGUGCAGAGAGUUUUGGAGGAGAUAGUGCUGCUACAGGAGGCUGCACACAAAUACCAAAUAGAGCCUGAGGGGCAAUUCCAGGCCUGGUUCUGGGCCGUGAAACGGCUCAGUGAAAAUGAGAGUUACAUCUGGUCCUGCCAGCUGGAGCCACAGUCCUAGAUGGCCAGGGGAAUACUCACCCACGGAGGCCAAUGCAUGAUACACUGCAGAUCGGAAAAUUUUUCUCAUCAUAACAUUUAUAUUU